Molecule: messenger RNA, 2992 nt
Organism: Daucus carota subsp. sativus
Lineage: Eukaryota; Viridiplantae; Streptophyta; Magnoliopsida; Apiales; Apiaceae
Exons: 13
Coding region: 542-2872 (776 amino acids)
Biological process (GO): ubiquitin-dependent protein catabolic process; protein ubiquitination
Cellular component (GO): nucleus
Molecular function (GO): ubiquitin protein ligase activity; nucleic acid binding; zinc ion binding
Source: RefSeq, a predicted model, not a curated record
CAUACACAAGCACGCGUAUACUUAAAUCCUCUCUCGCGCAGGAACAAACAAUUACACAAACCCUAGCUUCUCUUCUCUUCAAAAUUUUAAACAGAGAUUAAUUUUUGCUUUGAUCACUCGUAUCAAUCGGUGAAAUUCGACACGAAGAAGGUGAAUCGGCGUCCGGUUUGUUCGAGAUCCGACCUGAUUUGAAGAUCGCGCUGCAGAGAUCGUCGCGCUUCGAACAACUUCAAUCGCUGCAAAAACUCACAAGAACGGCGCCGUACGAGCUGCACACACGGAGAAAUUGUAUGAUCAUUAAUCAAUUGAGGCCGCGAAGAAGAUUCCCUCUCUGAUCGUUGUUUCGAUAUCGGGAAGAUCGGUUUGAUUCUUAUUGUUGUAUAGAGUGAAAAAGAUAUAUUGAAUAUUUUUUGUAUUGAGAUUGUAUAUUGUAGUAACGUAGUUGGAUAUUAGGCCUGAAAUUGUAGUUUUGAAGGGCUAUUGAAAUUUUAGGGUUUGUAAUUUUGAUUGUAUUGUGAAAAAAAAAAAAGAGGAGAAAAUAAUGGAAGUUUAUUAUAAGUUCAAAAGUGCGAAGGAAUUUGAAUCUUUGUCUAUUGAUUGGCAUUAUACAACUGUUGGUGAUUUGAAACGUAAUAUAUAUUAUAACAAGUGUGCGAGCAAGCGUAGAACUCAUUAUAAAGAUGACCUUAUUAUCACCAAUGCUCAGACUCAUGAAGAGUACCUUGACGGAGAAACAUUGAUUCCAAAAAAUACAUCUGUUAUAAUACGUCGUGUUCCAUUGCCGCGAUGCAUGCCUAUUGUGAUCACUCCGGUUUCUGAUCAAGACAAGCCACUAGCUGAGAAAAAGUUGCAGGAUGUUGAAGCUUCCAAAAAUAGUUUAUCAGGAGGAGAUUUAUCUGUUUCAAUUUAUCCUGAAGAAUCUGAAUGGGAAGAAUUUUGGACUGAUAUGUCAAUGCCUGAAGUUGUACCAGUUCAGCGUGUUCCUCCUAAUAAAGCUGACGAGGACAGCAAGAUUAAGGCUUUAAUUGAUCCUCCUUCUUCGGACGCACAGUGUCAAAAUUCUGAUAGUUUUGGCGCUAGUAGAAGCUUUGAGCGUGGUAUGGGUGGUAGAAGCAUUGGGCGUGGUUUUGGUCGAGGAGUAUUAUUGGAGCGAGUAACACCUCCACCAGGCUAUGUUUGCCAUAGGUGCAAGGUGCCUGGGCAUUUUAUUCAGCAUUGUCCCACAAAUGGGGACCCUACUUUUGAUCUCAAAAGGACCAAACCUCCAACUGGCAUUCCAAAUGAGGAUGCAUUUGAAAAGGAGAUUGGAGGGAUGCCCUCGAUUCGUCCUGUUGCUGACCUCCCUGCAGAGCUUUACUGCCCUCUGUGCAGGGCAGUUAUGAAGGAUGCAGUUUUAGCUGGCAAGUGCUGCUUCAAGAGUUUUUGUGACGAGUGCAUACGAGAUUAUAUCAUAUCCAAAUCAAUUUGUGUUUGUGGGGCCACAAAUGUACUUGCUGAUCAUCUUUUACCUAAUAACACCCUGAGGGCUACCAUUGCUCGGAUUUUAGAGUCUAAUAGCAGCAGUGUGACUAACAGUGGCAGUGUUUUUCAACCUCAAGAUAUGGAUUCUGCUCGAUGUCCGCAACCUAAGAUUUCAUGUGCUAAUGUCCCGUCACUUACGUCAUCUGCAGCUUUAAAGGAGGAUGUUCUUGCACUAAAAAAUAAAGGGAAUACUGAAGUUGAGGGGAUGGCAGAACCAGUUAUUACUGACAACCAUAUACAAAAAAUAUUGGGUGAAGUGACUGUUGAAAUUGAUGCAGAAGGUUUUGAAGCUGUGCAGCAGUGUGUGAGUGAACCAGCGUCAAAGAUGUGUCCUCCAGUGACUGAUGAAGAAAUGAAGCAGAAGCAAGUUUCGGGGGAAGUAGGAAAGAAAAAUAAGAAGAGAUGUGCCGAUUUGCAGUCGAGACCCCAUCAAGACUUUGCAGCUGAAAAUUAUUCGACGCCAGUGGAACCUGUUGGUUAUAAUUCUUACUGGAAUAGCACGCUACCUGAAUUCCAUGGCUUUGUCCAUCCUUAUGGUGGUCAAAUGCCCUUUAUAGGUUAUGGGCCAGCAUCUAUUUCGUUUGGGGGUGCCUUUCAUCACAAUCCAUUUAGCGCUCAAGUGUAUAUGCCUUCCCUGACUCAGAGGGACCAUGCUAAAAUUGAAACGGAAUUCAAUGACGAUGGUGAUAGAGACACGAUAAGCCAUGACAAUGAUCACUCUGCGAAAUCAAAAUUUAAGUCCCUCACUCCACCAGGCCGGCACCAGCCCCAAUCAGAAAGACGUUCACCAGACCACAUUACCCAUGAUCCAAAACUUUUACGCUCAUCUUCCUCCUGGAAGAAGAAAUAUGAUGAUGACUAUUAUACCGAACGUUCACAUCACCGCAGGGAGAAAGAAUGUGGUUACCGCCACCAGUCACGAUCCGGGUCGGCCAGCAGACCUCCAGUCUUGGCAGACAAUUCAGACGAACCAUCACUGUCAUCCAAAUUUCUGACAAACAAAGCAAGAUCCGACUGUAAAUACAAGGCCAGUGUCUCUUCUCGCAUCACAUCCCCGAAAGAGGAGUCAGCAGACUCCAAGAAAAGAAAGCUUGAUACUUCUCCUUCUGCUGUGAUUGGGUCGAGUCAUCGCAGAAGCCACAGGAUGACAUCCAAUGGAGACCACAAGGAUCAUUGCGAAAUUGCAUCUGCUGGGAAUGACUAUGAAUCCAGUGAUGAGGAUAGACACUUUAAAAGGAGGCGUUCUAGAUAUGAGUCAUCACCUUCCCCUCCAGUGAAGGAGGGUAGACACUCUAGUCGAGGGUUGAAGGAGACAGGGGUCACUGCAGCAAGUAGAUUAUCUGUCUACUGACAUACCUAGUUGAGAGAUAUAUAUAUGUCAGCUGAGCUUGUAUUGAGUAUUUAGAAGGGGGAAAUUUUAUCUGUAAUGAAGUUUUUUGGUGAUUUAAAUACAUUUCCACUUUUUUUCUUA